Molecule: messenger RNA, 318 nt
Organism: Puccinia graminis f. sp. tritici CRL 75-36-700-3
Lineage: Eukaryota; Fungi; Basidiomycota; Pucciniomycetes; Pucciniales; Pucciniaceae
Exons: 1
Coding region: 1-318 (105 amino acids)
Biological process (GO): protein ubiquitination; ubiquitin-dependent protein catabolic process via the N-end rule pathway
Cellular component (GO): ubiquitin ligase complex; cytoplasm
Molecular function (GO): ubiquitin protein ligase activity
Source: RefSeq, a predicted model, not a curated record
AUGAAUCCGAACAGACGGGCUGUCCAUCUACACGUUGAAUUCAAAUCUGAUGCAUGGGUGACUGCCUUCAACCUGACGAUCCAGUUGGCUAAGCUUUGCAAGUUCUUUGGAGAGUGUUACUCAAAGGCGAGCCCAGAGGAGUUUGUUGUAGCGGUUCGGACGUUGGUACCAAGCCUGAUGGAUCCUGAGCAAGACUUCCACGACGUCCAGUUUGGUUCAUGUGAGGCGGUCGAUGACUCCUCCAUCGAUUCUGGGGUCUUCUAUCGUUGUAUCGACUUCAGGACCGAUCGAGAGUUGAUCAGCUUCCAUGGCCGAUGA